Drosophila willistoni is the source of this 1490-nucleotide messenger RNA. RefSeq names its product tropomyosin-like. The coding region runs from base 232 to 1389 and encodes 385 amino acids. The transcript is spliced from 3 exons. The record is from RefSeq and is a predicted model, not a curated record. Gene Ontology annotation, biological process: protein ubiquitination; interstrand cross-link repair. Gene Ontology annotation, molecular function: ubiquitin protein ligase activity. Gene Ontology annotation, cellular component: nucleus. Lineage: Eukaryota; Metazoa; Arthropoda; Insecta; Diptera; Drosophilidae.
GGGCACUCUUUAUUGUUUCCUUUUGCGCUGCGACAAGGAAAGGUUUUUGUCUCGUCGAAUUUAACAUCCAGCAGACGAGAUUUUUGUGUUUUUCGUUUUUUCUUUCUGUGAUAAAUCGAAUUUAAUACAUUUCAUUCUUCUAAUUUAAAUUAGCCUGCAAAAUUAAUCUAUACUGGCGUCAACUCGUCAAACGGCAAUAAACCAUAGUCUGAUCUAUCGGAAAUAAUCAAAAUGUUUAAAAAUCAAACGUCAAACAAUAUGACCCAAAAACCUAUGACUUCGCCAUCGGAUCUAAAGUUGCUCUCAUUGGAUUUUGAGAAAAAACUUUUAACAUUUCAAUUGGAGCAGGAGAAGAUCAAGUCGGCAGCGGCUCGGGCCAAUGUUGCUCCAUCCGAUUAUAACGAAAAAAUCGAAAAGUUACAACAGGAGCUUAGGGAAAAGGAGCAUAUAAUAGCAAAUUUAAAAUCGCAGCCUUCAACUAAUAAUAAUAAUAAUAUCAUUAACAACAACAAUAAUGCCAUUGAAAACCCUUCAUCACAGUGUGAUGCGAAUGUAUCUGAAAUGGCACUUAAAAUCAAGGAUUUGGAACAAAAAUUUGCGUCUUGUAUGAAAGAAAAAGAUAAAAUUGCUUUACAAUUGCAAACUAAUGCCUCUGAGAAGCACAACUAUUUGGGACUAAAUUUUAAACUUACUAUGGAAAAACAAUCGAUACAAACGGAAAAGGAUAAACUUAUUCAGGAAAUUGAAGAUCAGAAAACAGAAAUAAAAACAAUUUCAAAGAAACAACAAGAAGCUGAGGCAACAAAUUUAAGGAAACUAAAUGAGCUUCAAGCUCAGCUGCAAUCAAACCAAAAAGAAAGACAAAAGAUAAGCACUGAAAAUGAACAAUUGAAAAAAGAAUUAAGUGCGGCCAAGGAAAAUGUUGCCAAAAUUCAAGAAAAUAAUCGCAUAGUUCGUCACGAGUACGAUGUUAAAUUGGAGAAUCUUAAUGUGAACCUCGCGUCAAAGACAUCUCAACUUAGCCAACAGGAAAAAGUUAUCCAACAACUUCGUAAGGAUCUCCAAAACUAUGGAAAUGGCGGUAAAUUCAAAAAUGUAUGCACUGAAAUCCAAGAAUUGGGAAAAAAUAUGCAACUUCUACUCGAUAGUCAGUUUGAAGAGAAGGAUAGAAAAAUCUCGGCAUUACAAAGUAAUUUGAAAGAUUUUAGAUCAUGCUCCAUUUGUUUUGACGAAAUGGAAUCGACUGGCGAUCAUCGAUCUGUAUCAUUGCCCUGUGGUCAUCUUUUUGGGAGUAAGUGUCUUAAACUUUGCCUUCAACAGGUCCAAAAAUGUCCCAAAUGUAGAGAUUCGGCAAAUUCUCGUAAUUUGCGUAACAUAUUUCUUAAUUGAUAUUAUUACAUUUUUUUUUUCAUUACCAUAGAUUAUAAAUUAGUGUUCCAUUUACCUGCUAUUAAACUAUAAACAACAAUAAAGGGCAACAAAGAAAAACA